AUGGAACUGGCAAAGUUUUAUCCUCAUUAUGACAAGGCAACUGUUGAGUUUUCCAACUGUAUCGAAUUUGAGAGCGGGUUAUGCCCCGAGAUCAAGAAGGCAAUUGGAUACCAAAAGAUUCGUAAAUUUUUGGGUUUGGAAGAUAGGUGCAGAAUUUAUGAGGAGGACAGUAAUGCUCGCUAUAAGAUCAUAAAUGAGAAGAGGGGUAAGCACCAACAGAACUGUGGGAAGCCUUAUGAUACUCCAGCUAAAGGACAUAUUAGUACUCAGUGCCAGAAGCCGAAGAAAGUACAAUCUAGUGGGAAAGUGUUUGCUUUAGCAGGAACUCAGACAUCUAGCAAAGACAGACUAAUCAAAGGUACAUGUUUCAUUAAUAGUACUCCCUUAAUUACUAUUAUUGUUACGAGUGAUAUGCAUUGUUUUAUUGCUGGUGAUUGUGUGAAAAAGUUAGGUCUUGUGUUGUCUUCUAUGAAUGAAGAGAUGGUCGUCGAUAUUCCAGCUAAGGGAUCAGUGACUACAUCUCUAGUGUGUUUGAAGUAUCCUUUGUCGAUCUUUGACAGAGACUUUGCUGUUGAUUUGACAAUUGCGGGAAUUGGUGAAAAUGAAGCACGUGUAUUUUCGUUGAUGGCGUCGUUAUCUGUUGAGAAUCAGACUACAAUUGAUAAAUUACAGGUGGUACGUGAAUUUCCUGAAUUCUUUUCCGAUGAGAUUCCCGGUGUACCGCCAGAAAAAGAGGUCGAAUUCGCUAUUGAUCUUGUCCCUGGUACCACACAUGUUUCCAUGGCACCAUACAGGAUGUCACCAUCUGAGUUGGCAGAGUUGAAGAAGCAAUUGGAGGAUUUACUUGAGAAGAGGUUCGUGAGACCAAGUGUAUCGCCUUGGGGAGCUCCGGUGUUUCUAGUGAAAAAUAAAGAUGGAAGUAUGAGGUUGUGUGUUGAUUAUAGGCAGUAA
Messenger RNA from Vicia villosa (hairy vetch), 951 nucleotides. RefSeq lists its product as uncharacterized. The record is from RefSeq and is a predicted model, not a curated record. NCBI's taxonomy places the organism in Eukaryota, Viridiplantae, Streptophyta, Magnoliopsida, Fabales, Fabaceae. The transcript has 3 exons. Bases 1 to 951 code for a protein of 316 amino acids.